Messenger RNA from Apis cerana (Asiatic honeybee), 2866 nucleotides. It is a transcript of the gene ergic53, whose product is annotated as lectin, mannose binding protein ergic53. The record is from RefSeq and is a predicted model, not a curated record. Gene Ontology annotation, biological process: endoplasmic reticulum to Golgi vesicle-mediated transport. NCBI's taxonomy places the organism in Eukaryota, Metazoa, Arthropoda, Insecta, Hymenoptera, Apidae. Gene Ontology annotation, cellular component: endoplasmic reticulum-Golgi intermediate compartment; Golgi membrane; COPII-coated ER to Golgi transport vesicle. Gene Ontology annotation, molecular function: D-mannose binding.
CUGGUUAUAGGGUCGACUAUGGUCAAUCUACUUUCGAUUCAACAGUCGAAAUGAAGAUGGCCGCCGAGGUGAGGUGGCUUUUAAUUUUUCAUGUGUUUUCUGUAAUUUAUGCAGUUUUUGGUGAGAUACCCCAUCGAAAAUUUGAAUAUAAAUAUUCAUUUAAACCACCAUAUCUUGCACAAAAAGAUGGAAGUGUGCCUUUUUGGGAAUAUGGAGGAAAUGCAAUUGCUAGUGCAGAAAAUGUCAGAGUAGCUCCAUCAUUGAGAAGUCAAAAAGGUGCUAUAUGGGUAAAACAUCCUGUUACAUCCUUUGAAUGGUGGGAAGUUGAAUUAAUAUUUAGAAUAACGGGAAGAGGAAGAAUUGGAGCAGAUGGUUUAGCAUUUUGGUAUACCGGUGAAAAGGGUGCAUAUAAUGGCACUGUCUUUGGUAGUUCUGACCAAUGGCAUGGUCUUGGAAUUUUCUUUGAUUCUUUUGACAAUGACAAUAAACACAAUAAUCCCUACAUUAUGGCAGUUCUCAAUGAUGGCAAAAAAACAUUUGAUCAUGCUAAUGAUGGUACCACACAGUUAUGUGCUGGUUGUUUGAGAGAUUUUCGUAAUAAACCAUUUGCCACAAGAGCCAAAAUUGAAUAUUAUAAGAACACUUUAACAUUGUUAUUCCAUAAUGGUAUGACAAAUAAUGAACAAGAUUAUGAAACGUGUUUUCAAGUUGAAGAUGUUUUUCUACCAAAAGGAGGAUUUUUUGGUGUUUCGGCUGCAACUGGUGGUUUGGCUGAUGAUCACGAUGUUUCUCAUUUCUUAACACAUUCUUUAUAUCCUCCUGGUCAGUUAAGGCCAGAUCAAAAAGUAUCUCUGGAGGAACAACAAAAACUUAGUCAAGAAUAUAUGGAUUAUCAAAAAAAAUUAGAACAAAGGAAAGAAGAAUAUCGCAGAGAUCAUCCAGAUGAACAUCGUGAAAAAGAAGAAUUCGAAGAAUAUUUUGAAACUGAUAAUCAAAGAGAAUUGCGACAAAUUUUCUCUGGCCAAAGUCAAAUGUUUGAUGCGCUGCGCGAAUUAAAUAGGAAAUUGGACAACAUAGUAGGAACACAAGAGCGAUCUUUAAGUUUAAUAUCUCAAAUUCAAGUUGGUGGUGUUCAAGUAGGAGGUCAACCAGGACAACAAGUACAGCUGAUUGAUACAAUUCGUCGGCAAGAAGUCGAUACUCUUUUAACUAAUCAAAAUAAUAUAUUAAAUACUGCAAGAGAAAUUAAGUCCUACGUAAAUGAAGUAUAUUCCAAAGCUGAUACCAUUCUUAGUAAUCAGGCCAGAGCUCCAACUGCUCAGGUACAGCAAAUGGGAUAUGAUUAUCAUUCUCUUAUUUCUGAAAUGAGAGACGGACUUAAUACACUAAAAAGAGAUAUUACUCAAUUAAAUACUAAAGUAAACAGUGGAGGAACAGAUUGUCCAACAACGAAUUGUUUAACAACAACAAUGUUCUUACUUUUUGUGGCGAUCCAGAUGAUAAUUUUAUUAGCAUAUAGCACGUACCGGGACAAUAAAGAAGCACAGGCGAAAAAGUUGUAUUAAUAUUUGUUUUCGAUCCUACAGUGCAGAAGUAAAGGGGGCGAACAAUGGAGAGACGACGAGGAAACGAAGCAAACGAGAAGGAGACGAGAGAAAGGAAAAAAAGAACGGGAGCCUAUACCACUUAAGAGGAAAGUAUCGAGCCACUUAAGCAGUAAUCUGUCGAGGAGCGUCCUCUCUCUCGUUCGGCAGGGGUGGUUUGUGUACACUGGCCAGCCGUCGUCAACCCUUGUGCUUGGGGCGUGCAGCUCGCCGCAAGGGUAAGCAACUUUUGUUUCAGACCUCGACGGGGGUCUUUCACGAGGAUUUCGGAUGGAACGUGGAUGGACGCCACCCACUCAGGACGGUCAGUUUAUGCGGUUUCCGGAUAUUUAUGGGGUGCAGGAACGAUCCGAAGGGGUGGUGACCGCGGCCAGGGCUAUAUAUCGUACAAAUUGGACGCGGAAACUCGUGAAAAUGCGAGCCAAUGGCAUGAUCGAAUUUCCGCUCUUCGUACGAGCUCGGUCUAUUGAACUUUGGAACGCGAAACCGUCCGAUUUAACCUUCUCCAAAGAGAUGGAUCACUGUUUGCUCUUUCGCGUGAGUCGAGCAGAUCCAUUUGUAUCCAUUUGCGAUUUUUAAAUCAAGCAUCGAUUGUUGCAGGAGAUCGGCCAAUUUUUAAUCGGUUGUUGUUUGGAUAAUAUGAUGAUGUUGAAUGGAAACAAUUUUGAAAUAUGUUUUGAAUAAUGUUUUCUGAUAAUGAAGAAAUUCUUAAAAUUAUUCUAGCAACAAUAUAAUAGAUGAUAAAUAUACUACAUGAUAAAAAUACUUCAAAUACUAUUCUUUUUAUAGAUUGGAAAAAAUGAUUCUUAUUAUGAUAUAUCAUAAUAGCUCUUCAGAUUACAUUAAAAUAUUAUAAAUAAAAAUCUAGAAAAGAACCUUCUGUUAUUUCUAACAAUCAAUUUUUAAUCAGUUAUUGUUUGGAAAAUAUGAAUGGGAUGAUAUUGAAUGGAAAUAAUUUUGAAGUAUGUUUUGAAUAUUUUCUGAUAAUGAAGAAAUUCUUAAAAUUAUUCUAGUAACAAUAUAAUGGACACAUGAUAAAAAUACUUUAAAUAUUCUUUCUGUAGAUUAGAAAAAAUGAUUCUUAUUACGAUAUAUCAUAAUAGCUCUUCAGAUUACAUUAAAAUAUUAUAAGUAAAAAUAUAAAAAAGAACCUUCUGUUAUUUCUCACAAUCAUUUAUCAGUUUACAAUUUUUAAUCAGUUAUUGUUUGGAAAAUAUGAAUGAGAUGAUGUUGAAUGGAAAUAAUUUUGAAAUAUGUUUUAA